AAGGAAGCUCCCUUUCUUUACUUGGCCAAGGACCAAGGAAGGUUCAGGUCUCCUGCCUCAGUCUCAUGGUCUACCCUCCCAAGGUGACAAUGAUGGUUACAAUACCAACAACUACCAAUUCCACUGAGGAAAGGAAUGUGUCUCCUCUGGGACUAUCUAUCCUCAUCGUGCUGGUGUGCCUGUGUGGCCUGGUAGGGAAUGGGACCAUCAUCUGGCUUCUCAGGUUUGGUGUAAAGAAGAACCCCUACUCUGUUUACAUUUUCAAUUUGGCCAUCGCUGACUUCUUCUUCCUCUUCUGCAUGGCUCUGUCCAGUGUUCUUAACAGGCCCGAGUUUGGUCCCUGGUCCUGGCCUGUUUCUGAGGUCUUCAGAAGAGUCAGAUACCUCGCUUACAUCUUGGGGCUGAGCCUGCUGGCGGCCAUCAGUACUCAGCGCUGUCUCUCUGUCUGCUUCCCCAUCUGGUACCGAUGUCACCGUCCCAAGAAUCUGUCUGCCCUGGUGUGUGCGCUGCUGUGGAUUCUGGCCAUCCUGGAGAACCUGGUAGCUAUCUAUUUCUGUGUCGUGCAAAAUAAAAAUGGAAAUUCCUGUCGAAAAGUGGAUUUGUUUUUUGUGGUUUUGAUUUUUGGGGUCUUCACCCCAGUGAUGUGUGUAUCUGGCUUGACCCUGUUCAUUAAAGUCCAGAGGGCCUCCCAAAAACGCCAGCCAGCAAGGCUCUACAUCAUCAUCCUGACCACCAUCUUGGUGUUUCUCGUCUGUGCCCUGCCCCUUGCAGUCCAUUGGUUUCUCGUUUACUGGCUCAGUCGGAAGGAGAAACAGAAAGUUAUUUUCUAUGGUGUGGCUAAAAUAUUCUCUUGUGUGAACAGCACUGCCAACCCCAUCAUUUACUUCAUGGUUGGGAGUCAGAGGAAGAAAAGGUUUCAUGAGCCUCUCAGGGUCGUGCUAGAGAGGGCUCUCUGUGAGGAAGAGAUGUCCCCCUCAGAGCUAGGAUCGGAUAGUCGAGGGGCUCAGGGUGGAAGUGAGGAUAUGACUGAGGAGCUCCCGAGGGUAACUGCCAAAUGUGGAGACCCCCGAUCUGUCUGA
Messenger RNA from Trichosurus vulpecula (common brushtail), 1079 nucleotides. RefSeq names its product MAS related GPR family member D (gene MRGPRD). NCBI's taxonomy places the organism in Eukaryota, Metazoa, Chordata, Mammalia, Diprotodontia, Phalangeridae. Gene Ontology annotation, cellular component: membrane. The record is from RefSeq and is a predicted model, not a curated record. Gene Ontology annotation, biological process: G protein-coupled receptor signaling pathway. The transcript is spliced from 2 exons. Bases 66 to 1079 code for a protein of 337 amino acids. Gene Ontology annotation, molecular function: G protein-coupled receptor activity.